This is a messenger RNA of Didymella exigua CBS 183.55, 2790 nucleotides long. RefSeq lists its product as uncharacterized. The record is from RefSeq and is a predicted model, not a curated record. The transcript has a single exon. Bases 1 to 2790 code for a protein of 929 amino acids. Lineage: Eukaryota; Fungi; Ascomycota; Dothideomycetes; Pleosporales; Didymellaceae.
AUGGCUGAGCAACAGCAACAAGCAGCAGCCAGAGGGCCUUCGCCAGGAGACAUCAACAACCGGCUCAGCUCUCUGGAGAACGCAAAGCCUUCAAUCGAAGUGACUCAAUUCGUCGAACUGCAAUCAGUUGUGCAGGCCAUGAAGACCGAAGCCACGAAGCUUGACCUGGUCCCAGAACAGCUGAAACAGCUGCAAGCAACGGUCGCGCAGUACGACGAGAAGAUUGUGGGGGCUUCUUCAGAGAACGACAAACUCAAGACUGAGGUGGAUCGCCUCAUGUCUAUGAAGGAAGACGUCAAGAAAAUCAAAGAGCAGCAAGAGCAGCAGACUCAAGGACAGGCGUUAAGAACAGAAUCCAUCAAAAAAAUAACCCAAGCAGUAACUAAACCUGACGUUGCGAGGUUGGAGGCCAUUCAGACCAAGCAACAAACAACGAUUGAACAGCUGUCGACGAAAGUUAUUGGGAGCCAGGGGGACAUCGGAGGCAUAUUGGCGAGGGUUGAAACAAACAAGAAGAGCAUGAAAGACAUGUCGACGACAGUUGAUGCAGCCCAAAGGAUCACCAACGAGCUGGAGGUGUACAAUCUGCCGAAUUCGGAGGUUCUAAUGGAUAAAAUUGGCCAGGUCGAAAGGCAUGAGGCUAGAGCCUACCGCAAGUUUGGCACACUCGAGACUGACUUGACAAGGCUACGCGACGAACAGAAAGACUUGAAUAAGGACAUUGAAGAGUUCAUCGGGCUAAUCCGCGCCAGAUUUGUCGAAACGAACAGUACAAUCAUUCAGAGAAUCGUGGACCUGGAAGGUAGAGCACACUCUCUGCUAGCAGAGCAGGACAGGAUCUCAAAUCACGCAGGCAAGCAUCACAUCACCCCCAAGGAUUUUGAAGAACUUCAGGAAGUUGUUUCUGGGCUUGGAGAGGGCCAGGAGAAGUUGGUGAAAGACGUGACAGAGAUAAAGGUCAUCAUUGGUGAGCUUGAGAACGAAAGCCCGACCAAAUCCGCCCAGGGCGUGCAAGCGGAUCUCUCGAAGAAACGAAACACGGUCAUCGAUCAACUCAACGAGAUCCGGAAGGAGCAGGUCAGCCUCCACAGCCAACAGAAGUCUUACCAGACUGAGUGCGACAAACUAUCCGAGGAACAGACUAAAUUCAAGAAAAUUUCGAAGAGUCUUGAGUCCCGCGUUCCGGCUUUUGACAAGACCGUCGACCAGGUGAAGGUCCUAGCAAACGCACAGACGGAUCUUAACAAUGCACAAGAGGAGGCCCGACUCCGGAUCACUGCGCUAGAGACGGCUUCAGUUCCUGCCGCAACCCAGAGUCACUCCGGUAGAAAUGACCACGUCGACAUGGUCGCCGACUCGUCCAGGACUAAUGGCCUUGAGAACAGACUUCAUUCCGUUGAAGACCACAUUGGAGGGGCCGACGGACUGAGCACGCGCUGGGAGGUGUUCCAGAACAACAUUGGAAAGCUGAAAGAGGAUAUCGUCAGAUGCCAAGACGGCAUGGAAACUCUCCAGAACAGCAUCAUCGGUAUCUUUAAAGAGUUUUUCGACCCUUUCAAAGCAUCGGUUGAUGGGAAGCUCAUGGAGCAUGCCCAACAUCUUACGCAGGUCCAUGAGAGUUUGGCAAAUUUGCAAGGCAAAGUCGAAGAAUCGCGACGGGAAUGUCCAGCCGCUACGUUCUCAGCUCCCCAGCUGGCAUUGAUCCAGAGCAUGGUCCAGAGCGAGACCGAGGUCAAGCAAGACCUGUCUCAACUGAGAAACAUCGUGCAUACGGAGGCGGAACAGCGAAACGCAGCUGUUGAAGACCUGAAGCGGCAAGUAGCGGCAAAGCAGGAUAUCGUAGCCGCAACGCAAGUGGUUGAUGUUGUCAAGACUGCUGUGCGGAAUCUCCAGGCUCAGUAUGACAACAUAUCGACGGAUUCUCUCCACCAAAAGAUGGUACAUUGGUUCAUGCAAAACUACUCCCAAUCCUCAGCAAAUAUGGCCCAGCUCGCUGUGAUACAGCACGAGGUCACCCAGCUGCGGAAGUUCACAGACGUGAUCACUCGUAUUCCAAACAGCGCACAAACACUAGGCUCACUUGCGCAAAUCGGCCCACAGCUCACAGCGCUGGCUCAGCUAUCGCCGGCUACUGAAGGAGCACCUGGGCUACUGGCAAAGACUAGCGAGUCGUUGAAAACGGCUAUACCCUCCUUUGACUCGAACCACUCCCCUAUUGUAAGAGCGGAAUCACUGACGGCCCUCGAAAAAUCGAUUGCCACGUUACAAACUGAACUUAAAGCUAGUAUUGACAACGCCCGCAAAGAGUUCGAGACCAAGGCUAGCAAGGAGCACGACCAACGGGUCCAUGCCGAAACCUCCAUGAAUGCUUCGAUCCAGGAUCUGAUCAAGACGACUGAGAAAGGAGUCGAUGAGCGCGAGAAAGCAGAGCAGGAGAUUCUGUCUACUAGCAUUGAGAUGUUCAAGGAGCUCGAGAAGGGUCAGAUGAAGACGCAAUCCGACCAGAUGGUGCAGCUUCAGAAGGCGCUAGGUCAGCUCCGCUCCGAUCUCGACAAAGCGCUCAACGACUUCAACGAUCCCAGGAACAAGGAGCUCCUUGGUUGGCUCCCAAGUCUGUUCCUGCACGUCGGCCAAUUGCAGUGGGUCGUCGAGGACUUAAACCAAAACUUGCCGAAAGGAGGAUUUAAGGUCGAGUGGAACUUUGAUUGGAAAGACAAGUUCCCUGUGCCCUCACCCUUCCCAGAUAGCGGUGACACUGCGGGCAAGGGCAAAGGCAAGAAGCAGGCAUAA